AGCAGAGGCCUUGGUCACGCCAGCGCUCGCGCCAUCGGCCUGGAGUGCGGCAGUUGCUGUGAGGCGCAUGGUGUUCCCCGCCAAGAGGCUCUGCGUGGUGCCGUCCAUGGAGGGCGUUCGCUGGGCCUUCUCCUGCGGCACCUGGCUGCCGAGUCGAGCCGAAUGGCUGCUGGCGGUGCGGUCGAUACAGCCCGAGGAGAAGGAGCGCAUCGGCCAGUUCGUGUUUGCCCGUGACGCCAAGGCGGCCAUGGCCGGUCGUUUGAUGAUAAGGAAAUUAGUUGCAGAGAAAUUGAAUAUCCCUUGGGAUCAUAUUCGUCUGCAAAGAACUUCAAAAGGAAAGCCGGUUCUUGCAAAAGACUCUUUGAAUCCCUAUCCCAAUUUCAACUUUAAUAUCUCUCAUCAAGGGGACUUUGCAGUUCUUGCUGCAGAACCUGAGUUACAAGUUGGCAUUGAUAUAAUGAAGACUAGUUUCCCAGGUCGUGGUUCUAUUCCAGAAUUCUUUCAUAUUAUGAAAAGAAAGUUUACCAACAAGGAGUGGGAAACAAUCAGAAGUUUUAGUAAUGAAUGGACUCAGCUGGAUAUGUUUUACCGGCACUGGGCACUAAAAGAAAGCUUCAUAAAAGCUAUUGGUGUUGGAUUGGGAUUUGAAAUGCAGAGGCUUGAAUUUGAUAUAUCUCCAUUAAACUUGGAUAUAGGCCAGGUUUAUAAGGAAACACGUUUGUUCUUGGAUGGGGAAGAAGAAAAAGAAUGGGCUUUUGAGGAAAGUAAAAUAGAUGAGCACCAUUUUGUUGCAGUGGCUGUUAGGAAACCUGAUGGAUCUAGACAACAGAAUAGCUCAUAUCAAGAUGAUUCUAAACCAUCCCAGAGGCAGUUUACCAUUCUUAACUUUAAUGAUUUGAUAGCAUCUGCUAUUCCUAUGACACCUGAGGAUCCUUCAUUUUGGGACUGUUUCUGCUUUACAGAAGAAAUUCUAGUACGAAAUGGUACUAAGUCGUGAUAGGUUCCCUGAGUAAGUGUCUGGGGGGGUGAAAAUGGCAAUCUGUGUUCAUUAAAAUAAAGUGCUAGAUAUGGUCAGAUUUUAUUAAAACAUUUUUAAAGACCCAAAAGCUUUUUUAAGAGCAGAUUUCCAGUUCAGUGGCUUCUUUGAAUAUGUUUACAUCUUCCUUUCCAGAACUCUAAUUGAUAGAAAUGAUGACAGAAUUUUCCAAUGAUAAAUGUGUUUUAUAGAAAGAAAACAGUAAAGUGUAAACAUGCUGAAGUCAAGCAUUUUUAGAGAAUUACCCUAAAAUGAGUUAUUGUUCCAGAAACUAUUAUUUAAAUAAAUUCUAUAUUAACUUUUUAAAAAGUGAUAACAUGUUUUGUAGUUUUAAGAGAAUACAUCUGCUCUUCGUAACUAUUGUUGCUGCAUAAAUUUGAUUCUAAAAUAUUGUCUUCUGUGAUAUCUGUGUGGCAUUAAGUUGUCAUUAGUGUUACAGUACUAAUUUUGCCUUAGCUGCAGUAACAGAAACUGCUGCUGGAGCUUCCAGGUUUAUUUUUUAUAAAGUUGUGACAUUUGUUUUAUUAAAGAUGAAUAACCCCCCCCAAAGAUUUCAUCAAUCAAAUGUGUUUGACAUAUUUUACCACUAUUAAAAGGAAAAGCUAAGGCUGGCUUGGGAGAAUUUCAUUGAGGUAACACUACUGGGCUUAAGGAAGAUGUACCAUACUGUAUUAAUUUUCCUCUUAGAGGUUUUAAUUGUAUCAUUAGUGUAAAUGGUAGUGCAGUGAAAGCUCUGGCAUUUUCUGUGACAUGCUUAAUUGUGUCUUGCAGAUAGGUUUUAGAAAUGGAAUGAUUGAUUCAAAGGAUUUAAACAUAUUGUUGAUAUGCGUUAUUAUAGUGCCCUUGAAAAAUUGCAGUUUAUACUUCAGUUAGUUGUGUAUGCGUACCACAUCUGUAUACCCUCUGAUCAUCUGUAGAUAUUGCCUCAAUUUUAUUUUCUGAAGAUUGGAUGGGUUUUUUUGUUUUUUUAUUCUUUCGUUUUGUUGGUCUGGAUAACUGAAAUUGAUACCAUAUUUUAAGUUUGCAUUUAUGUCAUUACAAAUGAGGUUGAUAUGCUAUCGUUACUUGUUAUUUGUUUUUUUUUAUGAACCUCUUGUUUAUCUUCAUCUGUUUUUACUUACUAAAUAAACUUAAAGUGUGAACAUAUUAAGAUGCCAAGACCAUCAUAUUGAUGAGAGAAUCUACUAUAUGAUUAUAGUGCAUGUCUUCAGGAAUUAGUCUUAUUACUGUUAAAUAUUAAGAAAUAGAACAAUGUUGUUGUUUUUAUUACUAACAUUAAAAAUUGUGUAAGUUGUAUAAAAUUAUUCAGUAAAAGUAUUUUAUACUUUUUAUUUUAUUGAGCAUGCCUAAUUUUACAAAACAUAGAAAACCUUGUAGCAUUUCUAAUAGAUGAAAUAUUGUUAACUCCUGCAUGAGUAUAAUACUGAAAUGAAAAAUCAUUUGUCUUAUUAGAAUAAAAUGGCUUGAUAGUG
This is a messenger RNA of Chionomys nivalis (European snow vole), 2508 nucleotides long. RefSeq names its product aminoadipate-semialdehyde dehydrogenase-phosphopantetheinyl transferase (gene Aasdhppt). Gene Ontology annotation, cellular component: cytosol. NCBI's taxonomy places the organism in Eukaryota, Metazoa, Chordata, Mammalia, Rodentia, Cricetidae. The record is from RefSeq and is a predicted model, not a curated record. The transcript has 6 exons. Bases 68 to 997 code for a protein of 309 amino acids. Gene Ontology annotation, molecular function: holo-[acyl-carrier-protein] synthase activity; magnesium ion binding.